Molecule: messenger RNA, 568 nt
Organism: Homalodisca vitripennis (glassy-winged sharpshooter)
Lineage: Eukaryota; Metazoa; Arthropoda; Insecta; Hemiptera; Cicadellidae
Product: mediator of RNA polymerase II transcription subunit 19-like
Exons: 2
Coding region: 209-553 (114 amino acids)
Biological process (GO): positive regulation of transcription by RNA polymerase II
Cellular component (GO): mediator complex
Molecular function (GO): transcription coregulator activity; transcription factor binding
Source: RefSeq, a predicted model, not a curated record
CCAUUAUUAAUAGUUAAAGCGUCGCGUAGUAUAGAACGUAGUAGGAAAGCUGAAUUGGAGAGUUUGGACGAAGUUUAAUUUUGAUUAGUUUAUGGCUUGAAAUGGUGAGUUGUAAACAGAGUUUAUGUGUUUUCAAACACGGUCGUUUUCGUAAGUCAUCCUGAACUUAUUUUUAUCCAACGUGAGGUUCAAGAAAUGAUGAUUCAAGAUGAUGAUGGGUGAUCAGUUUCGAAAAGUGGACCAAUAUUCACCUAAGUCUUCGCCAAGAGGGGCUAGGUCCCCUGUUGUUUCACGUCAAGAUUCUACAGGAACUCUCAAAACGACGAUUUCACUUGGGAAGAACCCCUCUAUCGUCCACAGUGGACCUUUCUAUUUAAUGAAAGAGCCUCCAGGGGAGAGCGAACUCACUGGGGCUGUAAAUUUGAUGGCCUGUUAUGGCCUCGAGCAUACAUAUAGUAAAUUUAGUGGUAAGAAAGUCAAAGAGCAGCUGUCGUCAUUCCUUCCCAACCUUCCAGGCAUUAUAGAUACACCUGGCCAUCAGGAUAACAGGUAAUCAAAAUUUUGUGCC